AUGUUCUUCCCAUCUACCCUACUCCUAUCGACCUUCGUCUGGGAUUCUAUCUCAGCUCAAGGAGUCAACUUCUCCUUUGAGAACAUAACAUUGAGCGAUGCUGACGUUGAAAAUGACCCGAGCAUAGCCUUUGGUGACUUAUCGAGCCCUUCAGCCAUCCCUACAUCGAAUGGCUGCAAAGUCUUCCCCGGGGAUAAGCAAUGGCCAAGUUAUGAGAAAUGGAGGAACUUCAAUCACAGCCUGGGUGGCGCUCUGAUCAAAGGACUUCCUCCUGCUAUUGUCUGUUAUACUGGAACCUACAAUACAGCGGAAUGCGCGGCAGUGGUAUCACAAUAUUUUAAUGGAUCGUUGAUUACCGACAAUCCUGUUAGAAUUGAGAAUGAAUGGCUAGAUGGAGAUUCAUGUCCAGCACAAGCCUACGACAAUGUUCCAGGAGGGAACACAACCAAUCCAACUUGCGAUGUGGCAGCAUAUCCUGCAUAUGUCAUCAAUGUUACGACUGUCAAGCAGAUACAAUUAGCAGUGAACUUUGCUCGAAAUUCUGGGAUUCGCCUUAUCAUCAAAAACACGGGUCAUAAUCUUCGCGGCCAGUCAGCAGGAGCAGGUUCUUUGAGUGUUUGGACACAUCAUUUGAAAGAUUUUGAUUUCUUGCCAUCAUUCUCCAUUAGCAACUUUUCAAGUAGAGCAGCUAGAGUUGCCGUUGGUCUCCAGAGUUCCGAUCUUGCAGCAGCUGCACUCGAGGCAAAUGUCACCCUAGUGAUACCAGGUGGCGUUACAGUUGGUGGCGUAGGUGGUUGGUUCAUGGGCGGAGGCCAUGGUUUUCACACUUCAAAAUUGGGUCUUGGUGCGGACCAAGUUUUGUCUCUUAAUUUGGUCACUGCAGAUGGACACUUCAUAGUCGCUGAUCCAAACAUUAAUACGGACCUCUUCUGGGCGCUGCGAGGUGGCGGCGGGAGUACUUGGGGAAUUGUCACCUCGGUGAUUGUGAAAGCCUACGAUAUAUCAAAUACCGCAGUUGUCUCCCAUCCAAUUACGGUCUCCAACGGCAACCUCACAGGGAUCACUUCCACCACGAAUGGGUCCUUCUGGGCGGCCAUUCGCACAUAUCUUCAAUUUGUCCCAAAAAUAUGCGAUGCAGGAGGUGUCGGAUUCAACUUCCUAUACAAUUACGGGGACGCAUUAUUGGAAUUCACGGUGCUCUUGCUCAUGCCAGGAAUGACAGUCCCUCAAGCGGAUGCCUUCGCUCAGCCUCUCUAUCAAGCCUUCCAAGAAGAAGGCAUAAACAUCACGGACCCAAACGUUGUGUCAAAGCGAUCAAUGUUCUCAGCAGAGCCAUCCUUGGUUAAUUCAGCACCAAUCGCAUACCCAUCUCGCGGUGCAGGAGCUAUGAACUUGCGCCUCGCUAGCCGUCUCUUUCCACGAAAGAAUUUGGAAGACCCAACUCUCCUCAAUGCAACAUUUAACGCGAUCUAUACCGCUGUGGUAGAGGGCGGCUAUACACUCCACAGUGCAAAUCACUGCCCCACUCUAGCAGUAGCCGGCUACCCAGAUGAUGCAGUGCUUCCUGCUUAUCGUGAGACUGCAAUGCACGCACAAUUAUGGGAUGACGGAUAUGCAAUUGGUCCCGUUAAGCUUCAGGCACAGAGGUAUAAGCGCUUGGCUAGCUAUUUCAAACUGUGGAAAGACGUAAGCCCAGGUGCGGGAUCUUAUAUGGGCGAGGCUGACCCUGCGGAGUUGGACUGGCAGUCAGCUUUUUACGGGACUAAUUAUCCGCGUUUACUUUCCAUCAAGAACAAGUGGGAUCCGUGGGGCCUCUUCUGGGCAAAAACAGCGGUGGGAAGCGAGGGCUGGGAGGUAUCAACACCGUUUCCGCGAAAAGUACCUACGCAAAAUAGAGAACCGAAAUGA
This is a messenger RNA of Mollisia scopiformis, 1908 nucleotides long. Its product is annotated as FAD-binding domain-containing protein. Bases 1 to 1908 code for a protein of 635 amino acids. The record is from RefSeq and is a predicted model, not a curated record. NCBI's taxonomy places the organism in Eukaryota, Fungi, Ascomycota, Leotiomycetes, Helotiales, Mollisiaceae. Gene Ontology annotation, molecular function: FAD binding; oxidoreductase activity. The transcript is spliced from 5 exons.